CCUAAUUGUUGUGAUAAACUUAUUAAAUAGUUUGGAAUGAUCGGCGGGGUGUUUGUGUACAACCACAAGGGGGAGAUCCUCAUCUCACGAAUGUUCCGAAAUGACAUCGGCCGCAGUGCAGUAGAUGCGUUCCGAGUGCACGUUAUCCAUGCGCGACAGCAGGUCAAGUCUCCCGUCAACAGCAUCGCACGCACCACUUUCUUCCACACCAGACUAGGCAAUAUCUGGAUUGCAGCUGUUACAAAACAGAACGUCAAUGGUGCUCUAGUGUUUGAGUUCAUCCACAAGUUCAAACUGCUCAUGACGUCAUACUUUGGGAAGAUCACAGAAGACAACAUUAAGAACAACUUUGUGUUGAUUUAUGAGUUGCUAGAUGAAGUGCUGGAUUACGGGUAUCCUCAGAAUACAGACAGUGGAAUAUUGAAAACGUUCAUUACACAGCAAGGCAUCAAGACUACGACGCGAGAGGAGUCGACUCAGAUCACGUCUCAGGUGACAGGGCAGAUUGCGUGGAGGAGAGAGGGCAUCAAGUACAGGAGAAACGAACUGUUCCUGGAUGUCCUGGAGAACGUCAAUCUACUCAUGUCCGCACAAGGUCAAGUGUUGAGUUCGCACGUGGCUGGUCGGGUGGUGAUGAAGAGCUUUCUCUCUGGAAUGCCCGAGUGCAAAUUCGGACUGAACGACAAGAUCACUAUGGAAAAACAGAACAACCAAGCCAAACCAGACGACACUAAAGGAACUGCCAACAAGUCCAGCAUAGCCAUAGACGACUGCACUUUCCACCAGUGCGUGAAGCUAUCUAAAUUCGAGUCGGAAAGAGCGAUCAGUUUCAUACCCCCAGACGGAGAGUACGAGUUAAUGAAGUACAGGACUACGAAUGACAUUGCACUCCCUUUUAGAGUGCACCCUAUGGUCACUGAAAGAGACAAGAAGCACGCGAUGGAUUAUAAAGUGAUUCUGAAGUCCAACUUCAAACCGGCAAUUCAGGCACAGAAGAUUGAGGUGAAGAUUCCGAUUCCGCCCAAUGCGACGAAUGUGCAGCUUAUCUGCAUGAAGGGACGUGCCAAGUACAAGUCAGGAGAGAACAUCAUCUCCUGGAAGAUCAAAAGGAUGGGCGGGAGUAAAGACGCAACCCUGACUGCAGACGUCGAGUUCAUGGACUCCAAGGACAGAAAGAAGUGGACCAGACCUCCCAUCUCUAUGAACUUCGAGGUUCCGUUUGCCCCUAGUGGCUUGAAGGUGCGGUAUCUGAAGGUGUUUGAGCCCAAGUUGAACUACAGCGACCACGAGACUGUCAAGUGGGUCAGGUACAUUGGCAAGAGUGGAAUCUACGAGACCAGGAUCUAAACUAGCAAGCCAUCAUCAUUCCUUCUCUCUUCAUUAAAUGGCUCAUUGGCUCAGAGCACACCUGACAAAUCCCCACAAUUGGACUAGUUUGAGUCUCUUUCUUAAGAGUACUUGCGCAAAUAGUCGACAAUUAUAAAUUGUGGGUCGCGGGGUCUCUCAGAUACCGCGUGU
This is a messenger RNA of Symsagittifera roscoffensis, 1518 nucleotides long. RefSeq names its product AP-2 complex subunit mu-like. The transcript has 11 exons. Lineage: Eukaryota; Metazoa; Xenacoelomorpha; Acoela; Convolutidae. The record is from RefSeq and is a predicted model, not a curated record. Gene Ontology annotation, molecular function: clathrin-cargo adaptor activity. Gene Ontology annotation, cellular component: AP-2 adaptor complex; cytoplasmic vesicle. Bases 37 to 1347 code for a protein of 436 amino acids. Gene Ontology annotation, biological process: clathrin-dependent endocytosis; intracellular protein transport.